This is a messenger RNA of Strongylus vulgaris, 594 nucleotides long. The record is from the annotation of a GenBank genome assembly. Lineage: Eukaryota; Metazoa; Nematoda; Chromadorea; Rhabditida; Strongylidae.
AUGGUUGAACCGCGCAAUUUGGAAAACGCUGGGAACGCAAUCAUCUGCCGCGAAAACGAUUCGCCACAGCUACGAGAAGCACUUUCGAAACUGGCUGAAGUUUCAAAACAGGAUGGAGCGCUCAUUCUCGCACAACUCUCGCACGCUGGAAGGCAAACUCCCUUCACGGUGAAUGAGUACCCAUACUCAAGCUCUGAUGUGCAAUUGAACAGCUCUAUCAUAGAUGGUGGUAAACCCGUACCAUUGGCAUUGGACCAGCUGAAAACUGAAGUGAUCGAUCGCUUUGUUUUUGCCGCAAAAGUAGCCUAUGAAACAGGAUUCGAUGGGAUAGAAUUGCACGCUGCACACGGCUACCUUCUUUCCCAAUUCAUGUCUCCUACAGCGAACAAAAGAAAAGAUAGAUAUGGUGGUUCCUUGGAAAAUAGAUUUCGGCUUAUCGCAGAGAUAUAUCGAGCUAUCAGGAAACAGAUACCACCAACUACUGGUUUUAUUGUUGGAAUCAAAACCAAUUCCGUGGAGUUUCAAGCAAAUGGGUUAACCAUCGAAGACGCAAAGGAAGCCUGUCUUAUGAUAGAGGUCAGCUCAUUCUCAUGA